AUGGCACCCAAGAAAGAGAAAGGCGGGACGGCGACCACCACCGGUUCUAAGCUAUGGGAACCGUCGCUCAUCGCUGCACACUUCAACCAGAACGACUGGAAGGGCUCCAUUGCUUUUGUAGUUGGAAACCAGACUGAGGACGAGCUUCUCAUUCGAGCCCUCACCCUCGCGGUCCAAGCCCCUCAGCGCAGACUCUUCAGUGUGGUUUCGUGGCAAGACAUUCUCCAGAAGAUCAAUGGAUCGAGUGCACUUUUUGAAACUCCGUCUAAAAAGGCAAAGAAACCUCUAGACAGUAAUGCUCCCUUAUAUUAUGAGGUGUUAACGGCAGCAAAAGCAAUUAUGGACAGCGGAGAGAAAUUAACCUUACCACUGAUAGGGAAACUCUUGAAAUUUCAGCUUCUCCAGAUUAAAUUUAAGGACCAGCAGCGACGGGAAAACGAGAAGAAGGUGCUCGAAGACAGGUUUAAGAUUGAAAAGGAUAAAGGGAAAGCAAAAUCUCCCAAGGAGAAGAAGGCCCCAGGUGCCAAGGUUGCCAAAGGAAAGGGAAAGGAUCCGCCUGAGGCAAACUCAGCAGUGAAGAAGACCACCCAGUUAGUAAGGAGGGGAGAGGAGGACGACUGCAAACAUUACAUUGAUGAUGAGCCAGAUGACGGUGCCCAGCACUACAUUAUCGUUGUGGGCUUCAACAACCCUCAGCUAUUAGCGAUUAUGACUGAGCUUGGCAUUCCCAUAAGCAGCGUGAUUAAAAUAUCUUCAGAGAAUUAUGAACCUUUGCAGACACACCUGGCAACAGUUAGCCAGCAACAGGAGAGUUUUCUGCAGCCAGAAGAUAUAGAAGCUGAAAAACUGAAGAAAGAGCAUGCCAUAAAAGAACUUGAAAUUUUCUGGAAGUACUUGGAACCAAUCCUGAAUAAUGAGAGACCUGAAACAAAUCUCUUUGAUGUGGCUCGGCUUGAAUACAUGGUCAAGGCUGAUGACUUUCCCUCCGACUGGUCAGAUGGCAAGAUGUUGCUGGAACUGGGCACCGAGAUUUUUGAAAAUAUUGCCUGUUUGAUGUACGACAGCCUGGACUGGAAAAGGCAGCACCAGCGCUAUUUGGAAAACAUGCAGCUCAUUAACGUCCCGCAGGUGGUUAGUGAGAAACCUGUCUUAGAAGCUACGUCGAUUUCUGAGCCUCCACAAACUGCCACUGCAACCCCUGGAAAGAAGAAAACACAAUAUGAGGAACCUCAGGCUCAACCUCCACCACCACCACCACCAGUGGCGUCCAUCAUCACAAAUGAAGUAGACAUGAGAUAUUACAACGAUUUACUGAAUCCAAUUCCAGAGGAAUUCAUUUCCGUGCCCUUGGUACUGCAUUGUAUGCUGGAACAGGUUGUGGCAAGUGAAGAAGACCUUGUCCCACCCAGUCUGGUGGAGCCGCCUCCCAGAGCAGAUGGGUUGGACCGUAGGAUCGCCACUCACAUUGUGUCCAUCCUGCCCUCUCUCUGCUUGACAGAGAGGGAGAAAAAGAACCUCCAUGAACUAUUUUUAUCUGAAGAAGAAAAUGAAAGCACACCAGUACCCAAAGCCCCUCUCCUACUGAACUAUCAUGAUGCCCACGCCCACAAGAAGUACGUGCUAAAGGACCUCAAGAAUUUUGACCCGGUUCAAAUUGAGCAGGAGAUGCAGUCCAAGUUGCCACUGUGGGAAUUCCUUGAAUUCCCUCUGCCCCCGCCACGGAACAGCACGAAGCGUCUAGCUACAAUUCAUGAGCUCAUGCACUUUUGUACGAGCGAAGUCUUGAGCUGGAAUGAAGUGGAGCGAGCCUUCAAAGUGUUUACUUUUGAGAGCCUGAAACUCUCUGAGGUUGAUAAAGAAGGGAAACUGAAGCCUCCGAGGAUGAUGUAUGGGACAGAUUCUGAAGAGUUCAACAUACCAUGGGACAACCCUGCCAGAUUCGCUAAGCAGAUGAGGCAACAAUACAUCACGAAGAUGAGCACCCAAGAGACAAAACGCCGAUCAGAUAAUGAAGCCAAAGACAGAGUUUUAUUUCUGGAUCAGAAUUUGUUGACGUCUGCACAAGAUGACAUGGUCAACAAAGAACCUUCAGAUCCUAGCCAGCCUGAUACUAACAAUCUGAAGCAUUCUGACCUGAAUAAUAAGAAAUCCUUAGACUCUGAUAAUAGAGAAAUGUCAGAGCAGGAGAGCAGCUUGAGGUCUCAGCUCCAUACUGAGCCUUUGGAGUGCACCAUGAACGAUGAGAUCAAAGAUGAAACCUUCACAAAUGCUGACCCUCUUGAAAAGAAACCCAAGAAGAUGACUGUGGAAGCGGACUUAGAGGACAUAAAGAAAACACAGCAACGCAGUCUGAUGGACUGGAGUUUCACGGAACAUUUUAAACCGAAAGUCCUACUUCAGGUUCUUCACGAAGCCAAUCAACAAUAUAGGUGUAUUGAUUCUUAUCACCAUACCCAAGACAACUCCUUACUAUUAGUCUUUCAUAAUCCAAUGAAUCUCCAACGUCUGCAUCGUGAAUAUUGGAAUGUUGCUCUUCACUCCAAUGUUGGAUUCAGGAAUUAUUUGGAACUUGUUGCAAAAUCCAUUCAAGAUUGGAUCAUAAAAGAAGAAGCAAUAUAUCAGGAGUCUAAAAUGGCUGAGGAAAUCAUGAGGACCAAGAAUGAACUGGAAAUGAAAUCUGCUGGUACCAAAAUGUCUUCUUCUAGCAAGAUUUAUGCUGUUAAAAAAUCUAAAAGCAACAAAGGAAUGAGCAAAACAGAGAUCUCAGAUCAAGAAAAAGAAAAAGAGAAGGAAAAGAUUCCUUUUAUUUUAGAAGGCUCUCUCAAGGCCUGGAAAGAAGAACAAGAUCGAUUAGCAGAAGAAGAACGCUUAAAGGAAGAAAAAAAAGCAGAAAAGAAGAGUAAAGAAGCUGGUAAAAAGAAAGGCAAGGAAAAGCCAGAAAAAGAAGACAGGAAUUUCAAUAGAAAAUCUUUCACAAAGGACAAAAGUAAGGAAGAGCAAAUAAAGAUCCCAGAAAUGGCAGAGGAGCCCCUCCAGGAACCAGAACCCGAGACUGUCUACACGUUUCGUGGAUACAAUAUGGGAGAUACACCCGUCCACAUCUCAGGAACAAAUUAUUAUCUGUAUCCUUCAGAUGGAGGGAGGAUUGAAGUAGAAAAGACAACAUUUGAAAAAGGUCCAACUUUUAUCAAAGUCAAAGUGGAAAAGGACAAGCACGAUUUUAUAAUUCAUUUGAGAGACCCUAAGAAAAUUGUAAAAAAAAAAGAAAAAAAUGAAGAGUAUUAUUCUUCAGAAGAUGAGAAAGAAGAAAGAGAGGAAGGACAGAAUUUUGAAACAAAAGAAUCAAAUGCAGAGAAUAAAGCUGUCAGCAAGUUUGGAUCUUUUUCUGCCACCUUGGAAAACGGAAUCUGCCUCUCCAUAAGUUCCUAUGGACCGAGUGGAAUGGCGCCAGAGGAGAAGGAUCCUGAUUUGGAAGCGAUGUUGAAUAUCCCAUCAGCACUUGCUCCAACAGUAAUUCCUGUUAUCGUGACUGUUCCCCAAGGCAAAGGAAAAGGGAAAACCAAAGGCAAAGAAAAACACAAAGAAUCCCUGAAAGAAGAGGAACACCCAAAGAAGGAAGAGAAAAAGGAAGAAGUAGAACCAGAACCUGUUUUACAAGAGACUCUUUAUGUCCCCACCUUCCAAAACCUGAACGUGUCUUGCCCCAAUGGGCUCCAGGUGACCUUCAUUGGGCAAGAGUCCCCAGAUCAAUAUGUUAUAGAUGAGGACCCCACUUGGGACAUCAUGGUCCGACAGAGCUACCCCCAGAAGGUGAAGUACUAUGAGUUCUACAAAACGGUGAUGCCACCACUGGAGCAAGAGGCAUCGAGAGUCAUCACCCGUCAAGGCACUGUUGUCAAAUACAUGUUGGAUGGAUCCACGCAGAUUCUCUUUGCAGAUGGGACUGUGAGCAGUAGUCCCGAUUCAGGUCCUGUUUGUCUUGCCGCUGAAGUGCCAGCAAGCCCGCCCAGUGGGGACUUGAUGGACACGGUGUCUCAGCAAAAAUCGGAAACAGCACCAUCGGAGGCUGUAAUCACAAAGAAAGGAAAAAGUCAAAAGAAUCAGUCAACAGUGGCACAUAAGAAUGAAAGCCAUGACCCCCCGCCAGAAACAGUUCAAACAGUAACUCCCGUGGAGGUUCACCUAGGCACCUGGUUUACAACUACACCUCAAGGAAAUCGGAUUGGCACCAAAGGAUUAGAAAGAAUAGCAGACUUGGCCCCAUUUUUGUCCUUUAAGGCCACGGAUCCUGUCAAUGGCACGGUUAUGACAACUCGAGAAGACAAAGUGAUCAUCGUUGAAAUGAAAGACGGUACCCGGAUAGUAGAUCAUGCUGAUGGUACCAGAAUCACAACCUUUUAUCAAGUUUAUGAAGAUCAGAUUAUCUCUCUGGAUGAUCAAGAAACAACCGAAGGUCCUCGGACGGUCACCAGGCAGGUGAAGUGCAUGCGGAUAGAAAACUCACACUACGCCACUGUCAUCACCAACUGCGAGGACAGUAGCUGCUGUGCCACCUUUGGGGAUGGGACGUCUAUCAUUGCAAAGCCACAGGGAACAUACCAGGUGUUACCUCCAAAUACAGGCUGUCUUUAUAUUGAUAGGGAUUGUUCGGCUAUAUAUUGCCAUGAAUCAAGCAGUGAUAUGUACCAUCCUUUCCAAAAACGUGAGCAGCUGAGAGCCAGCAGGUAUGUCAUGAAGCACACAUCAGAGGUUAUCUGCGAGGUCAUGGAUCCUGAAGGAAACACCUUUCAGGUCAUGGUUGAUGGUACCGUGUCAACUGUCCUGCCUGAAGACAAUUUGGAAGAUGAUUUAAAUUCAAAACCUGAAGGCUAUGAUACUUUAUCAUCUAUUCACCUCCGUAAGAAUCACCUGCAAAUCUAUGGUGAACAUGUCCCCAGGUUUUUUGUCGUCUAUGCUGAUGGAUCCGGAGUGGAACUUCUUCGAGACAGUGACAUAGAAGAAUGCCUCUCCUUGGCAUAUGGAGAAUCAGCGACUGUGGUUCUUCAGGAGCCCGUGCAGGAGCAGCCAGGUGCCCUGAGCAUCACUGUCCUUCGCCCUUUCCAUGAAGCAUCACCUUGGCUCAUGAAGAAAGAAUUAGAUACGAUUGUUCCUCCGAAUCUCCAGUCAAGGACAUGGGACACAUUUCCUUCAGUGGAGAAAAAAACUCCAGGACCUCCGUUUGGCACUCAGAUUUGGAAGGGCCUCGACAUUGGGUCCAAGCAGUUAGUGGGCGCCCCAGCCCCUACCCUGAAAAGCCCCGAUGUGCUCCAGAUACGCCAGUUCAUCCAGCACGAGGUCAUAAAGAAUGAGGUGAAACUGAAGCUGCAGAUGUCCCUAAAGGAUUAUAUAAACCAUAUUCUAAAGAAAGAAGAUGAGCUUCAGGAAAUGACAGUUAAAGAUUACAGAACCGAGGAGGAAAGGGGCAAUGCAGCAGAUCUCCUCAAGCUAGUGAUGUCUUUCCCUAAAAUGGAGGAAACUACAAAAAGUCAUGUUACUGAAGUUGCAGCCCACUUAACUGAUUUAUUCAAUCAGUCUUUGGCUAAUACACCAGAACGUCCACCAGAAACAUUCGAUACAGAUGUCUUUGAAAAGAAGCGGAGGCACACAGAAACAGUAAAGCGCUGGAAAGAAAAGAUAGCCCAAAAGAGGAAGGAAAUUGAAGAAACACAAAAUUAUCUAACGGAAAUAAGGAACAAAGUAGUAUCACCCUACUUCAAAUCUGAACUGAGCAAGUUGUAUCAGUCUCAGUUUAAUUAUCUGGACUCCCUUUCCAAAAACUUGCCUCCUUUUACAAAGAAAGACGAGGAUGCAAACAAGGCAGCUGUUCGAAGUACAUUCGAUCUUCCUCAAGAUUCCCAGACAAAUAAAGUUGCAGAACAAGAAUCCUCAGAUAUGCUUAAUCUUCCAAAAUCAGAGGACCUUGUGGAUACCAAGGAAUCUGCUAGCCAGAAACAAACAAAAGAUGUAACAACAUCUACCAGCGAAUCAGAGCUGUGUAUGCCCCUGAAAAUUCCCACGCAGUCACUGCUGCAGGAUGUGGCAGGACAAGCCAGGAAAGAGAAAGUGAGGCUACCUCACUAUUUGCUGAGUUCCAAGCCCAAGUCUCAACCUCUUGCAAAGGUGCAAGAUUCUGUUGGAGGAAGAGUGAGAACAUCUUCUGUUGCAUCUGCUGCCAUUAAUAAUGCAAGUUCAUCCCCUUUUGGAUUCCACCUUCUCCCACCCUCAGUGAAGUUUGGAGUGCUCAAAGAAGGACACACCUAUGCAACCACUGUAAAGCUCAAGAAUGUUGGAGUGGACUUAUGCAGGUUUAGGGUGAAGCAGCCCCCUCCCAGCACAGGACUGAAAGUGACCUACAAACCUGGGCCUGUGGCAGCUGGUCUGCAGACAGAGCUGCAAGUGGAGUUAUUUGCCAUGGCUGUCGGAGAGGACGGCGCCCGGGGGUCAGCACACAUCUCCCACAAUAUUGAGAUUAUGACUGAGCAUGACAUCCUCUUCUUACCCGUGGAAGCAACAGUUUUAACAAGCAGCAAUUAUGAGAAGAGACCAAAAGAUUUUCCCCAGGGUAAAGAAAACCCCAUGGUCCAGAGGAUUUCUACAAUUUCUGCCUCUGCCCUUGGAGUCUUCAUGUCCCGUGAAAUUUCUCCACAGUAGGUCAGGUAAGUAAUAAAUGGUAA
Molecule: messenger RNA, 6713 nt
Organism: Camelus dromedarius (Arabian camel)
Lineage: Eukaryota; Metazoa; Chordata; Mammalia; Artiodactyla; Camelidae
Gene: SPAG17
Product: sperm associated antigen 17
Exons: 48
Coding region: 1-6690 (2229 amino acids)
Biological process (GO): axonemal central apparatus assembly; epithelial cilium movement involved in extracellular fluid movement
Cellular component (GO): axonemal central apparatus
Source: RefSeq, a predicted model, not a curated record